ACGUUCGCUGUAAGUGUACUUUUAAGCAAAGUCGAUAAAUGGGCUGUUGGGAGCGGAUUAAAAAUUAUUAGAAGUUAUUAAUGUUGAGCGGCGACGACAACGUUAGCUGAAGAGUCGGUUGGUGGGCGUUCGGUUUUAUACUAUCUUGGAGGCAGUAAGCCAUGUCUGCUGGCAGCUCUGGCAGCCUGAGACACAGCUCAGGCCGUUGUGGCUACGCUCGCUCGCUGAGUGAGAGCAGGUCAUAUGAGGAGCGCUCUGUGGACCCAGUGGAAGACAGGACCCAAACACCAGAGUCAAAGACAGCGCACAAAGCUCACCUGAAGGAUGCAAACGGCAAAGAGUCCGAGGUUGUUGGUUUUAUUUCUGGCUCAGCCGACCCACCUUCUACGGCACAAACCUGUAAUCCAUGCACUUCUCCAGCAAGCUGUAGGACCUUUGUUUGCACUGUGAUGACCUGUGGACUAUACCGGGCCUGCCAGGGUUCUAUUGUUUCUCCAUGUCUGGCACCAAACGAGAGCUCCACCGACGAACCAGAGAAGGUUAGCCUCCAAGCUAGUAAUCCUAAGGACAACAAGAAGGAGGAUGACAGCACAGAUUGGCUAGAGGAUAUCCGCAUAGCAGGAGUCAAAGUUAACCAUCCAAGAGACUACUUAGUUAGUGAAACUGAAACUCCAUCCUAUGUGUCUCAAACUGGUGGUCACGCACAGCCCAGCCGUCUGUCCUUGCAUGAGUCUAUGAGCUUUGACGACUGGGAGGAUGGCGAUGGGGACGUGGACUCUCUAAUUACUAAAAAGCUGUUAGAACUCUACUCCGAGUAUCAGAUUGAAGAGUUGGCCAGGUGCACGUCAGACUCUGUGUUUCUACGAAAGAGCAAGGACAUCAACCAGCUCAUCAACUCGCUGGCAGAGGAGCAUAAAAUGGACGAGCAGGAGGCAGAGUGCCGUCUGGUGCGCGGGAUCAUUCGCAUCAGCACCCGUAAGUCAAAGAAGAGGCCGCCCAUCUCCAAGAUGGAGUGGACGCUGUCGGACAGCGGGAAUGAGACAAUGAAGGAGAGCGUUUCCUCCUCAUUCAGCAACAACAAUGACUACAAAUCCCAUCCAAACAUCCAAAUAUCAGAGCAGACCUCCUCUGACAAGUGUGCCAGAGACAUAUGGAGAAACAAUGGAGGUCAUAAUUCCAUUUCUCCAACUGCCUCCUCUCCCACCGAGACCAACUCUUCAGGUGUCCCAUUAAUUCGCUCCUCUGUGAGAACUUGAGUCCCAUUUGUCUCUGGUGUUCAGAUGCUUGAAUUCGCUUCUCUUGCUGUGACAUAUGUGGCUCGUUGGGAAGGUACAUUACUUGCACAUGAAUCUCCGGCAGCCAAGGCCCUGGCUAUGCUGUGGGAGUAGUAAAUGUGAAAAGUCACAUUGUCUGAAGGACAUCAGUGAACUCAGGGCUCUGUGUGUAGAUAUUUAUGGCUGAUAAAUAUUGUGUGUAUAUUUGAAGAAUUGCUUCAUGAAGAGCUUUUCCUGCAGGCAGAUAGCAUCAGCAGCUCCUAGCUACUGAAUUACAACUAAAUAACCGUCCUAUCGUCCUUGAAGAAGGGAACAAGAGUUUUCUUGGUUAAAAUACUGUUAUGACAAGGAGGAUUAAAUUUCGUUCUACCACAAGGGGCUUUGUGCUACAUUUCAUUUUGUUGUAUUUUGUAUCAUGCAAUUUUGAAUCUAGUUAUCAUACAUCUUUUUAGACCUUUUGUAUAUCUUAUACACUGGAGUUCAGAAAUGAUGAUUUAGUCAUUUUUAUAAUUCGUCGUUUCUAUUGAUGUGAAUAGAACUUGUUGGAAAGAUAAUAUAAAUAAACGAUAAUAUCAAUGCACAACGUAUAUUAAUAUUGGGAAGAGAAAAAUAUAUGUUGUUUUUGCUUAUUCCUUUUGUUUCCAGUUCACCUCGUUGUCUCUAUCUCAUACUUUCAUUCUUUCAUGCUCAUUUUAAUUUACUCUUUUUGUGUAGUGUGUCCUAGCACAAUGUGCUCGGACCACUGUAUUUCAUAUAGGCAUCCUCUGAACAAAACUUGAAAUAAAUAUUUGUCAUCUAAAUAAAUACAUUUGUUAAAUGUAGUAAAUGAAAAUGGUGAACAUUUAAAACUUUUGUCUGUCUGUUGUAAAGUCAAUGCUCGAUAUUCAUAAUAUGAAGUUAGUAACAUGAAGCUGACAGUUAUUAAGCUUUUAAAUGACAGACGUACAAUUGUGUGAGAUUGUGUGAGAGAAGCCAGCCUAAUUGCAGUUUACUAGUGCCCUGAUGGGAAUUGGGCCAGCUGACUAUGGAAUUUACUUCUUAUCAUCAUUUGGUUGCUGUGCUUGACUCAAGUAGUGUCAUUUAAUUUGUGUAGGCCACUAAUGCAGAGAUUGUGGUGGUCUAAAUGUGGCUUCUAACUGUUCAGAUUGCACCUACUGCUCUUAUCUUUGAUUUGCAUGUCCUCUGUCAAUGCAAUGUCCUGUGCAUGUAAAAAAAUAAACUGCCUUUGUCACUGUAA
This is a messenger RNA of Betta splendens (Siamese fighting fish), 2511 nucleotides long. RefSeq names its product keratinocyte differentiation factor 1b (gene kdf1b). Gene Ontology annotation, biological process: keratinocyte development; regulation of epidermal cell division. Gene Ontology annotation, cellular component: cell junction. Lineage: Eukaryota; Metazoa; Chordata; Actinopteri; Anabantiformes; Osphronemidae. The transcript has 4 exons. The coding region runs from base 162 to 1256 and encodes 364 amino acids. The record is from RefSeq and is a predicted model, not a curated record.